Messenger RNA from Didymodactylos carnosus, 912 nucleotides. The record is from the annotation of a GenBank genome assembly. Lineage: Eukaryota; Metazoa; Rotifera; Eurotatoria; Philodinida; Philodinidae.
AUGGCAGAAGCAAUAUCGAUAUCACCCAUUGAAUUUACGUUCGAAUCGAUAUAUCCUGAUCAUUUGAAAUUAUUUGGCAGGCAUUGGUCAGUUGAUAAUCCUCGUGCAAUCAUAUUAUUCGUACACGGUUUUGGUGAUCAUUCUGGUCGUAGUGACUUUUUACCAAAGUUUGUUAAUAAACAUCAAAUAGCUGUUCUUGCGUAUGAUGUGCGUGGUCACGGUCGUUCAGGAGGUGAACAAGGGUAUCUACCUCAUAUAAACGCUUAUUUAGAUGAUAUGGAAUGUGCUCUUGGUGAAGUACGCAAAUUUUAUCCGUCUCUGAGUAUUCCCAUAGUAAUGUAUGGUGAUGGUGUUGGAUCAGCUACAAUAGUCGUAUACACAAAUCGAAGAAACACUAGACCCCUACCAUAUCAAGCUGUAGUCGCGUGUACACCUUCAAUAUGUUUUCCAAAAAAGCCAAAUAAAAUACAUAUUGGAAUCGCACGAGCAUUUGGAAAUUUAACUCCCCAUGGUCGAUUGCCCUGCCAAGCAACUCAGUACACUUAUUCAAACGACCCAGCUGUCAUUGCACAGCAUCAAAAGGAUAAAUUAGUCCAUGAUCGUUGGCCAGGCAGAACCGUGGCAAUUAUGUGUGAAUUAGCGAUAGAUAUAGAAAAACAUCCUUGUAAGUUUCCAUUGCCAAUAUUAAUUCAGCAUGGCACGAAAUCCGUAACGCCCAUAGAAUUAAUUCGUAAAUGGGCUAAUUCUUGUAUUGGCAAUAAUAUCACAUUUAAAGAAUGGCCAGAUUUUUAUCAUGAACUACAUAAUGAUCUUGGUAGAGAUGCGGUAUUUGCUUAUACUCUAGACUGGAUUGAAAAAAAUCUGAAACUAUUGACACCAAUUACAAUUGAAGUAACUUCUACAAACUUAUAG